This is a messenger RNA of Zootoca vivipara (common lizard), 4672 nucleotides long. It is a transcript of the gene CERS3, whose product is annotated as ceramide synthase 3. Gene Ontology annotation, biological process: ceramide biosynthetic process. Gene Ontology annotation, molecular function: DNA binding; sphingosine N-acyltransferase activity. Gene Ontology annotation, cellular component: membrane. The record is from RefSeq and is a predicted model, not a curated record. Lineage: Eukaryota; Metazoa; Chordata; Lepidosauria; Squamata; Lacertidae.
GCUGAAGAAUUUAGAAGCAUGCACAAAUGGGGCGUUACCACAGAGAAAGCCGCUGUGCCUCUUCAAUUUUCUUCACUAGGAGAUGUAACGUACUCUCUGGAGUGAAACGGCCAGAAUGGCACACAUAAUAAAAUUUGUGAAUAGCUGGUUUUGGUGGGAGAACAUCUGGAUGCCUGCCAACUGUAGCUGGGCGAACUUUGAAGAUCACAAUGGAUACGUCUUUCCGAAACCACGCGAGUUAUUGGUCACAAUUCCAUAUGCAUUUGGGAUGUUGGCUCUUAGGUUCUUUGUUGAAAGGUGCAUUGCUGCUCCUCUAGCACAUCUCAUGGGCAUAAAGAGUAUGAAGCGUGUCCGGCCCCAGAAGAAUCCCACGUUGGAAACUUUUUUCAAGAAGUGCACAAAAAGACCAUCACAGUUGGAGAUACGUGGAUUAGCCAAAAAGUGUAACUGGACGGUGCACCUGGUGGAAAAAUGGUUCCGCCGGCGGCGAAAUCAAGAUAUCCCAACUCUGCACAAGAAAUUCCAGGAAGCUUGUUGGCGAUUUAUAUUCUACUUGACAUCAUGUAUUGCUGGAAUUGUAUUUCUCUAUGAUAAACCCUGGCUUUAUGAUAUUUGGCAGGUUUGGGUCAACUAUCCGUUCCACACUUUGCUGGCAUCCCAGUAUUGGUACUACAUCCUCCAGAUGAGUUUCUAUAGUUCGCUGUUGCUUACUCUUGGAUUUGACACCAAAAGGAAGGACUUUAAAGCCCAUGUGAUUCACCAUUUUGCUGCCCUUGCCUUGAUGUUCUGCUCCUGGUCUACCAAUCACGUCCGCAUAGGAACGCUGGUCAUGCUCAUCCAUGACUCUGCAGAUUUCUGGCUGGAGGCAGCAAAGAUGUUCAACUACGCUCGCUGGGAGAAAGCUUGCAGUUUCUUCUUUGUUAUCUUCUCCAUUGCAUUCUUCAUCACGCGAAUGGUUUUCUACCCCUUUUGGAUUCUACGAGCCACAUUGGUUUAUCCUCUCUAUUAUACACAGACAUUCGCCCUAGCAUACUUCGUCUUCAAUGGACCAUUAUUGAUCCUGCAAUGUCUGCAUCUGUACUGGGGCUACUUAGUUUUCAAAAUUCUGAAGAAAUUCAUCUUUAUAAAGCACGUGAAAGAUGAAAGGAGUGAUGAAGAAGAAGAAGAUUCUUUCAGUGAUGUCGAAGAGGAGUGCACCAAAAACGGAAGCAAGAAUGGAUUGAGCCACCCUCUCCUAAACAACAACAAUCAUUAGCGUGUUGCCAGCGCCUUCUCCUUGGGGUGCUGUUUGCUGCGCCUGAAACCCAUUCUACAGUAGAGAGCUUAGCGUCAACAUCUUAACUGGAGUCCAUGAUUGAUUUUAUUGCCGGCCAGUUGAGCUGGAAGAGAGCCCAGUUUCUUAAAAGAGCAAGAAUAAUUUGCUUAACUCGACAAAAUGUGUUUAAUGGGCCACUUUCUAACACACUGCAUACGGGUACAUGGCAAUCCUGACCUUUUCAACUCUUGAGAAUUCUCAAGGAUCGCCAAACAGUCUUGGAGUGUCAUCGUUUCAAACCGAGCUGCUCACACACUUAGAAUUUGAUAAGCGCUUUAAACAGUUUUGCCGAGUCUCUAAUAAUGUUUUAACAUGGUUUCAUAAGUGCGGAGUUUUAUGUGAUGGAAGUUGUUGCCACCAGAAUUUUUUCAGUAAGGCAUUAGGCCAUCUUUGUUGAGUUUCAAGCCUUUUAUUGGUUGGUUGCUUACCUGAGAAUUGCUUCUAAUUCUCUCUUGGGAGGGUUAACCUUAGGAAGAGGCAGCGCGGACCAAACUCUACCAAGGUUCUUUUUCUCCAGAAUUGACCAUUAAGCCACUCUGGGAAUUGUUGUUAAGUUGGUUUGUUACUUGAUGGUAGAAGCACAAGAAGUUGUGGGAGGGCCCAGCGGCCACCCUGUGUGUGGGGAGCCUGAGAACAUAGGAAGACUGAGUCAGGUCUAUCUUGCUCAGCAUUGUCUACAUAGCAGUUCUCCAGAGUUUCAGAUAGGAUUCUUUCCCCCGUUUUACCUAGAGAUGCCGGGCAUUGGACUUGGGGCCUUUUUCAUGUAAGGCAAAUGCCAUACCAUGGAGCUACAGGCCUUCUCUGCCCUGGAAGAUGGUCCAAAUGGCAUAUCUGGUGGCUUACCACACAGUGGCUGCAUGGAGAGCUGGCAGCUCCUGGUCCUAGCCCAGGUGGUUCCUUACAGCUCAGCACCACCUUCCUACCUCUUGAGUUAGAUAUUCCUUGCUGGGCCUCCAGCAGCCUUGUGCAAAUUGUGGGUGGCAAUGAUCCCAUGCAUAGAUUCUGGAGUUGAAGGGCAUGGAAGGCCUUGGGUUGGGCUAUAUUGCUUCUUUCUCAGCUCAGCUGUGCCAAGUGGGAAUUGUAUUUUUUUAGGAAAGCAGCUCAUUUGAUCAUGCUUUGAAACCCUAUAAAGAAUUCCUCUUCCUUUAUGUUUUUGUUACACUGCUUUGCAGUGAGGUGUCCAUUGAAGCCUGCUGCUUUCUCUCUCAAAAAAAAAAAUCCUCCAAGAAACCAAGUAACACAUCUGGAGUCCACGACUGCCUCUGUUUCAGGUUGGCUCAUUAAUAACAAGAAUAAUAAGAAUAAUUUAUUAUUUAUACUCUGCCCAUCUGGCUGGGUUUCCCCAGCCACUCUGGGCAGCUCCCAACCGAAUAUUAAAAAUACGAUAAAAGAUCAAACAUUAAAAACUUCCCUAAACAGGGCUGCCUUCAGAUGUCUUCUAAAAGUCAGAUAGUUGCUUGUUUCCUUGACAUCUGAUGGGAGGGCGCCACUACCGAGAAGGCCCUCCUCUGCCCGGUUCCCUGUAGCUUCACUUCUUGCAGUGAGGAAACUGCCAGAAGUCCCUCUGCACUGGACCUCGGUGUCCAGGUUGAAUGAUGGGGGUGGAGACGCUACUUCGGGUAUACUGGGCCGAGGCCGUUUAGGGCUUUAACGGUCAGCACCAAUACUUUGAAUUGUGCUCGGAAAUGUACUGGGAGCCAAUGUAGAUCUUUCAGGACUGGUGUUGUAUGGUCUCAGCCAUUGAAUUAUAGGCAGAAGAAAGCUUAGAAAAGAAAGGUGAGCAACUGUUAGAUAUGACAAGAGUCAGUUAAAAUCAUGGAUUAUGUGCAGAAAAUUGAGACCAAACCAGUGGAGGAUGGUCCAUUAGGGCAAAUGGGGCACUGCCCUACAAACCUUACUGUGUCCUCAGCUAGCCCUCACCUUCUUGUUUUCAACUGGUAAAGGAAUGGCUCUGCCUGUCAAUGACUUUGGUGACACCUAUUGUCUCCCAUUCCCACUGGGCACCAGCAACCACUUGGCCAAACAAUUGCCCAGUGCAUGAGACACCACUUAGUGAAACUUCACUGACUCCUACUUUAGAAUUGGCCUCUUCUCAAUUUUGCAUCGUCUCUGCUCCAAAGUGCAGAGGAAACCAAAGUUCCUGAGGAAACCAGAAAUAAUUAUUCUGAGGUUACACAAUUAAUCCCCCAAGAGAUUCCACAGGCGGCGUCUCCCCAACCCCCAACUCAUUUGGCUGCUUAUCUGGUAGGGAGAAAGGACAGCAGCAAUUUCUGGAUCAGCCUUCUCCGAUCUGGUGCCCUGAAAUCUUUUUGGACUAGAACUACUAUCAGCCCCAGAUUUGGGAAGGCUGAGCUAGAGGAACAGUACUAUUGGUUCUGUAUUCGUGACUUUAUCCCCCCCUCCCCAUUUGAACCGCACAAGUGUUGUAAAACCUCUCCUCUUUGGUCUGGGAGGGGGCUGGAUGUGUGUGUAUUCUCUAUGUAUAAAUUGCAACGUCACCUACCUGUUAACAUGUGUACGUAUUUAUUUAUAUAUUUACCUCUGCCUUUAUAUGAAAAUGCCCAGGGAGCUGCUUCUUUGCUACGUUCAAGAGAGCUAGGACUAGCCUUAUUGAUGGACCAAUCCUAGGUGGAAACCUAGGACCGCGCUUGAUGCAAGGAGCUAUCCCUUCUUAGCAAUGACUUGGUGUGUUCAGUUCUGCCACUGACUGUCAGGUGGGAAUGAAAGAGGGGCAGAAAGGAAAAGGGUCAGGAAACAGCCCUGAACUCCUGUCUCAGCAGCAGCAGCAGCAGCAGCACCAGAUGGAUUGAUGAGGAGCCUUGUGGAAGUGGCCAGCAUCUGAGACUGGGUGAACAGCAAGUAGCCUGUAGGACCAGUGACUGGUUGGGGAAGGACCAUAGCUCAGUCGCAGAGCACUCAUUCUGCACACAGAAAGGCUCAGGUUCACAGCAUGUUCAGGUAGGGCUGGUGAAAGUAUUUUGCUUGAAACCUUGGAGAGCUACUGCCAGCCAUUGAAGGCAAAAACUGAGCAAGAUAGGCCAGUGAACUGAUGCAGGAUCAGGCAGCUUCCUAUGAAGAGAAGGGGUGAGCCAGGGACCUUGAGGUGGCUGCCUUGUGCUACUGUGUAUUAGAAAAAUGGGUGGGUGUGAAAGAGGGCCCCACCAGGGCCUGGCAAGGCUGCUUGUCCAAAUGGGAUCAGUGAGGAGAACAGAGGGGCCCAGGAAAUCGAGGAUCCAGUGCAGAUAUGGACAUGCAGUCUGUGGGUGGGUGGAAGUUAUUAUUCCUUUAAGACUUCAGGAUGUUGUACUUGAGGUUCCAGUACAGAGACUGGUUUUUCAAUAAACCUUUUAAAAAAUG